Limulus polyphemus (Atlantic horseshoe crab) is the source of this 2616-nucleotide messenger RNA. RefSeq names its product tectonic-1-like. NCBI's taxonomy places the organism in Eukaryota, Metazoa, Arthropoda, Merostomata, Xiphosura, Limulidae. The transcript has 3 exons. Bases 405 to 2609 code for a protein of 734 amino acids. The record is from RefSeq and is a predicted model, not a curated record. Gene Ontology annotation, biological process: cilium assembly.
AAAUUGAUGCCAAUUUGAUGUGUUUCUUUGUUCUUUAAGACUGUUUGUGUUCAGUUACUUAAAUAAUACUGUAUUGUAACAAUCUAUGUUUACCAGUACCAAAAUAAAGCACUUAUACAUUAUACACAGGUGUGGCAUCAGGAUACAUACAAAUACUGGUCUUUGGCUGUCAUGUUUCAACUUCAUCUAAGUUGUGUGAGUUGAUAACCUUUGGGCACACUGAGAAGAAUUUUGUUAAAUCCAGAUUCUGCUAACAGAGGUCUUAACUGGUAUAGGUUUUGAACUGUUGUAAUAGGCAAAAUACACCUGUACAGAAUUUGCUAAUGAUGAAAGAUUUAGUUCUGAAUUCUGCAAAGAGUUACCUGCUGAGAUAGAAUAAUUAAAUCCAACUGGUGUUGACAGUAAUGCAUAAGAAAAUAGUGUGUUCUGUCUUUCUAACUUUUGUUGUCAAAUUUGCAUUACUAUUAGCACCAGACAAGUCUGAUAUAGCUCUGAACACAACAGUGGAGCCUUUUGCUGAAACACAACCAAAUCAGACUGUAUCCCUUAAAGAGGAGAAGACUUUGAAUAAUAAAAGUAUUAUUCAAGAGGGAAAGACAAAGGAAGCAUUAUUAGGGGAGAAUGAGACAGGGAUUGAGACUAAUACAAGAGGUUCUCAGGUAUAUUUUGUAAAUGAAGAAGAUGCAAACAACAGUGCUGCUACAACAGAAAUGCCUUUCCUUGAAACUGAAAUUUCUUAUUUAUUAGAUACACUCAGUACAGUAAAAGAAGAAAAUGUGACAUCAGUAGAUGCUACAUACACAAGUAUUGCACCUAAAAACAAUGCACCUACAAGAGAAGAGAGCUCAGAAAUAUUCCUUGAUGAUCUGUGUGUGUGUGACCUAUAUGUGGGUGUAUGUGAUGUUAAUUGUUGUUGUGACAUUGAUUGUUCUGCAGAUGACAGGAAAGUGUUUACUGAGUGUUCAAAGGUGUGGCAAAGUUUAGAUUUUCGUUACUGUCUACAGAAGGAGAUUCUCUACAGGAAUAAUACUGAGUAUAAAUUAGAAAGAACAUCUAGUGGAAUUUUUUGUAUUGUACAUGAUAACUUAAAGAAACGUCAUCUAUAUAAAGAUGCUAAAUCAGUAGAAAACAUAGAAGAGUUUAAACAGUUACUUCCACCAAAUAUUUACCCAUGGUUUUCAAACUCUUUUGAAGAACUAGUGAUCUUUUCCAGUAAAGAGUUUAUGGUAGGUGAUCCACUUUGGGUUGUUUCAGUUGGAGUUGAACAAGUAAAUCACUGGUAUUUGCCAGGUUCUUUAAUGAGUAGUUUUUGUGAUGGCUCUAUACCAGUGAAAUACAUGAUCAACCAUGUUUCUUCAUGUGUACGACUUGUAUCAAAAAAGUGUGAGCAAGACCUUGCUCUUACAGCUACAACCUAUUAUCAGAAGUUCUAUAUAUUAAAGUCUCUGAAGCUUUUUUUGAAAGAAAAGGAUAAAAUCAAUCCAAACACUACAGAAUCUAAGCAAGUUUUGUGUCAAGAAACUGAGGCUUGUGUACCUGUCAUACCAACUGGACAUUAUCAUUGCUGGAAUAUUGGUGGUUUACCAGAUGAAUGCUUUUUCCCUGCUCCAUACUUCAAUGAGUCAUCUAAGGUAUGUCACAAUGUUGUUACAGCUGUUAUGUUUAAUAUCAUACAUAAUGGUAUACAUGGGAUAAGCAAUGCAAGUGUAAGCUUUGAGAUGGCUUCUGUACAAGUAGGAGACACAGAAAACCUUGUAUCACAGAAGUUGGAAGUUAGUUUUCGGUGGGAAACAAACAAUAAUGUAACUUUUCAACGAAGUGGAAAUCCAGGUUAUAUUGUGGGUGAGCCAGUCCUAGCUGGCCACUUGGAUAGUGUUUUAGAUGUGAGUGGUUUAUCUCAUUCUGUGAUUUUGCUGGACAGUGAUAGAAAUAACUGGUUUACCAUUUUAAGAAGUUCUGCAAAUAGUAGGUGUGAUUCUCUCCAAAGUCGGUUACCGAUACAGUUUGGUGAAGACAUGCAUUCUGGGUGUGUCCUUCACUUAAAUAGCAUUACUCUAAGAACUAAGGGCUGUCAGUACAUUCAGAAAAUGGUUAUGCUUGCCUUGGUAGGAGACAACCCUCCAGAGUAUGUUGGCAAAUUUGGUAACUCUGAUAGACAUGAUCUUAAUGAUUGGUUGAGAAUACAAGAAGAAGGUAAACCAACAGAAGAAAUCUUGGAAUUAACACCAGAUGGUGUGUGUCCAAAUGUUGUGCUUGGACUUAACAUUAAUGUAUUGUUUGCAAAUAUGGGCUCUCUAGCUAGUCCUCAACCUAUAAUUAUUGGUGUUUUGUUUAAGUUCUCUGAACCUAAAGAAGUGAGGGUUCAUUGUUUUGGGGUUUACUGCUCUUCUGUGGCCAAAGAAUGGACUCAAGUUGUGAGAGUGACCACAUCAGUCAUGUUUGUAGAUGUUUCAGAACAAUCUGUACCACAUUAUGUCCAUCCACCUGUUUUAGAAGCUAGGCUACCUCAUGAUUUUUUCUAUCCAUUCUUAUCAGCUGGGAAUGAUAAACAAAGACAGUUGCCCAGCAUUCUACUAUUUUGGUUGCUGCUUUUACUUACAAGUAGAUAGGACUUAU